This is a messenger RNA of Hyalella azteca, 978 nucleotides long. RefSeq names its product ubiquitin thioesterase OTUB1. The transcript is spliced from 7 exons. NCBI's taxonomy places the organism in Eukaryota, Metazoa, Arthropoda, Malacostraca, Amphipoda, Hyalellidae. Gene Ontology annotation, molecular function: cysteine-type deubiquitinase activity; ubiquitin binding. Gene Ontology annotation, biological process: protein K48-linked deubiquitination. Gene Ontology annotation, cellular component: nucleus. The coding region runs from base 159 to 950 and encodes 263 amino acids. The record is from RefSeq and is a predicted model, not a curated record.
CAACUUGCAUGAGGUUAUGACUUGGUUAGGAUUUAAGUUACAUGGUAAUGGAUAUUAUUUGCUUUGGUGUCCUAUCAUAGAAGUACAAGCAAUAAGUAGCUUCAUUUGUUCAUUCUAAGCACAAAAUAGCUCCAAAGUAGAUUUUAUCACAGACAAGAAUGAAUCAAGAUUCAGGUAUAGAGGAUGAACAGGUGGUUCCAGAUGCAAUUAAUCUUGUGAAUGAGAGUAGAGGUCUUCCUGACCUACUCCUUGACACUGGCAUGGCCAACAAAGCCACCGAGAUGACAGAAAUUGACUUACCACGCGUCGGAGCAAGUUGUGUUUCCAGCAACCUGCCCAACUCAGUAUCUCAAACGACAGUGAACCAAGAUGAGCUAAUCUUAGCACAGGAGCAAAAAAUUGUAGAUGAGAUCAAAGCCUCCACUCCGAUGAUUGGACCAAAAACUGACCUUCAGCCGCUGCAACAGGAAUUUGCCAAUGAUAUUGUGUAUUCAGCUAAGGUAGAGCAGCUGCAGAAGCAGUACAGUCACAUGCGGCGCACUAGGCCAGAUGGCAACUGCUUCUUGCGUGGCUUUAUCUUCUCGUACCUUGAGCACUGCAUCCAGCACCCUGACGAGCUGGCAAGAUUUAAAAAGAAGAUUGUGGAAAGCAAAGCUGAACUUUUUGCACUUGGGUUUCCUAAAUUCACAACCGAAGACUUCCAUGACACGUUUGUGGAAGUGCUGAGCGACCUAGAGAAGAGCAUCAACAAAAGCAACAGCCUGCAGAGGGUGGAGUCUGUCAUCAACGACGCAGGACUGAGCGACUACCUGGUCGUGUACUUGCGCCUACUCAUCUCAGCUCACUUGCAGAAAAAUGCUGACUUCUUCACAUUCUUUAUCGAGGGCGAGAGAACUGUGGUCGAAUUCUGUAAACAGGUGCUGCUACAGGAUGAAUUUGUUCACUCUUAGCCUUCAGUCGAGCAUAAUUACUAGAAAA